AUGUUAAAGAACCUACUUAUAAGAUUGAUGAACAUUAGUGAAAGUUUAAACAAUUAUGUUAAAGAAUCACCGAUGAGUGACAAUCCAGAAAUAAAUAAAUUUAUUCAAGAAGAUGGUAGAUUAAAAUGGAUACCUUAUGAGAAGUUAACUAAUAUUGAAUAUCUUGCUCAUGGAGGAUUUGGAGUUGUAUCAAAAGCAAAGUGGGGUUUUUUAGAUGUUGCUUUAAAAAGCUUAAAUAACUCCAAAGGACUGACAGCUGAAAUUUUAAAAGAGAUCACCUAUUAUCAACGGUUUGAUCAUAAAAUGUUUGUUAUUUACGUUACUCAACUUUAUGGAAUUUCUCAAGAUCCUGUAACAAGAAAUUAUUUGAUGGUAAUGCCAUAUUUUGAAGGUGGUAGCUUGAGACAAUAUUUAAAUAACAACUAUAAUAAGUUAUCCUUUAAUGACAAACUUGGCUUGUUAUAUUCAAUGACAAAUGGAUUAUAUUCCAUUCAUGAUCAAGGAUUGAUCCAUAAAGAUUUUCAUCCGGAUAUUAUUAGUGCACCCCAACUAUUAAAAGACUUAAUUAUUAAGUGUUGGGAUGAUAAUCCUUUACGACGCCCAAACACUCAAAACUUAAUGGAUAAUAUUCAUAAUUGGUAUUAUCUCAAACUAGAUCAAGAAUUUAAUCAGCAAGUAAAGGCUAUUGAAGAUUCACUAAUAAAAUUAGAGACAUCUAAUAAUCUAAUCUACAAAACACAUCCACAGGCAAUUUACACCAGUAGACUGCUUGAUUUGAAAGAAAUUAAUUCCUACAUUUCCGAAAAUUUGAGAUUUCAUAUUGAUGAUCUUGCACAACCAGUUUUAAGCAUGUUUCAAAAAUUUAAUACAAGUCUUGAAGCAUUUUAUCUGGUAUUUCAACUAGCAUAUAAUAUGACAUCUAAAAAAUAUGAUGAUCAUAUUCUUAAUUAUCCAACACGUUUACUAUUUAAAGAAGCUCGAGUAUUUGAUUCACGUUUUAUAAAUCUAUCUGCUAUUAGUCAUAAUAUUACUUCGUAUCAAUAUAUUUUAGAAUUUUCUAACCCAUCUAUGGAGUUUUUACAAGAGUGGGCAAUUUAUUGUAAUAUUAAUUUAGCAGAAAUCGAAUUUAAUAG
Messenger RNA from Scutellospora calospora, 1133 nucleotides. NCBI's taxonomy places the organism in Eukaryota, Fungi, Glomeromycota, Glomeromycetes, Diversisporales, Gigasporaceae. The record is from the annotation of a GenBank genome assembly.